This is a messenger RNA of Gadus macrocephalus (Pacific cod), 854 nucleotides long. RefSeq names its product RNA polymerase III subunit GL b (gene polr3glb). The transcript is spliced from 9 exons. Gene Ontology annotation, biological process: transcription by RNA polymerase III. The record is from RefSeq and is a predicted model, not a curated record. Bases 173 to 847 code for a protein of 224 amino acids. Lineage: Eukaryota; Metazoa; Chordata; Actinopteri; Gadiformes; Gadidae. Gene Ontology annotation, cellular component: RNA polymerase III complex.
GUAGAGAUGGUGUCGUGGGACUCCGUACCAACAGGGGGCAGAAUAACACACAUAUUCAUAUAUCAGGAACCAUGCGUAUAAACAACAAUAUAGUCUCCGUCUUUUUGUUAGAUUUAUUUUGCAAGCGGUUGGAUCGAACUGAUUAGCAACAGCUAGCAAAGAGGGGUGCGGCAUGGCGGGUCGCGGCCGCGGUCGGGGACGCUCAAACCUGACCUUCAGCAUCGAGGCUAUGGGCUUCGCCAAGGGAGAAGGGCUCCCUCCAUCCAUUCUGCAACCAACACCUCUGUUCCCACCAAUGGAACACAAGCCGGUUCCCCUGGCGACAGGCGAGGAGGCCGAGUACAUGCAGGCUCUGAAACAAGAGUUCAGAGGAGCCAUGAAAACCCUGCCCUUCUAUAUCAGACCUGCUGCUCCCAAGACAGACGUGGAGCGCUACUCUGAUAAGUACCACAGUGGGGAACCUGCGGACAACGUGAUAGACUGGAAGCCAGACUGGAGUCGGCUGCCUAAAGAACUUCGUAUCAGAGUCCGAAAGCCUGUGGAGAACCGGGUUUCUCUUCCUGUUGAUCGCAUGGACAGAAGUUCAGCCAAUCACAACCUCAGUAAGAAAGAAGAUGUACUGUUAAAGCUGGAGGCGCUCGAGAAGGGUGAGAAGGCCGGCAGCUCAGAGGAUGAGGAUGAGGACGAGGCGAAGAAGAAACAGAAGGAGGAGGAGGGGACAGAAGGAGAGGAGGAGUACGAAGAGGAGGAGCUUGAGGAGGGAACGGACUACAUCAUGUCCUACUUUGACAACGGAGAAGACAAUGGAGGUGACAGCGAUGAAAACCUGGAUGAGGCUGUCUACUGACCAAGAU